Messenger RNA from Cololabis saira (Pacific saury), 6735 nucleotides. It is a transcript of the gene myh9a, whose product is annotated as myosin, heavy chain 9a, non-muscle. The transcript has 43 exons. Gene Ontology annotation, molecular function: ATP binding; actin filament binding; cytoskeletal motor activity. The record is from RefSeq and is a predicted model, not a curated record. Bases 124 to 6009 code for a protein of 1961 amino acids. NCBI's taxonomy places the organism in Eukaryota, Metazoa, Chordata, Actinopteri, Beloniformes, Belonidae. Gene Ontology annotation, cellular component: myosin complex.
GCCGCGGCCGCCAGCGUCAGUCCCGACUCCCUGCAGCUGGAACUCGAGCCCCAGCACCAGCACACUCUCCCCCCGCGGACCAGGAGCAGCUCAGCCUCGGUGGAGCCGCCACAGCCAGCCAUCAUGUCGGACGCGGACAAGUUCCUGUACGGCGACCGCGGCGGCGUCAACAACCCGCUGGCGCAGGCCGACUGGUCGACCAAGAAGCUGGUCUGGAUCCCCAGCGAGAAGCUGGGCUUCGAGGCCGGAUCGCUGAAGGAGGAGAAGGGCGACGAGUGCGUGGUGGAGCUGACCGACUCGGGGAAGAAGGUGAAGGUGAACAAGGACGACAUCCAGAAGAUGAACCCGCCCAAGUUCAACAAGGUGGAGGACAUGGCGGAGCUCACCUGCCUGAACGAGGCGUCGGUGCUGCACAACCUGAAGGAGCGCUACUACUCCGGACUCAUCUACACGUACUCCGGCCUCUUCUGCGUCGUCAUCAACCCGUACAAGAACCUGCCCAUCUACAGCGAGGAGAUCGUCAACAUGUACAAGGGCAAGAAGAGGCACGAGAUGCCGCCGCACAUCUACGCCAUCACCGACACGGCGUACCGCAGCAUGAUGCAGGAUCGAGAGGACCAGUCCAUCCUCUGCACCGGCGAGUCCGGAGCUGGAAAGACGGAAAACACAAAGAAAGUCAUCCAGUAUCUCGCUCACGUGGCUUCGUCCUUCAAGUCCAAGAAAGACCAGGGCAGCGUGGUCUUGUCACAUGGGGAGCUGGAGAAGCAGCUGCUGCAGGCCAACCCCAUCCUGGAGGCCUUCGGCAACGCCAAGACCGUCAAGAACGACAACUCCUCCAGAUUCGGAAAAUUCAUCCGGAUCAACUUCGACGUCAACGGUUACAUCGUCGGUGCCAACAUCGAAACUUAUCUGCUGGAGAAGUCUCGCGCCAUCAGACAAGCCAAGGAGGAGCGGAGCUUCCACGUCUUCUACUACAUGCUGUCGGGGGCCGGAGACAAGCUGCGGGCUGAUCUGUGCCUGGAGGACUACAGCAAGUACCGGUUCCUGUCCAACGGGAAGGUGACGGUCCCGGGACAGCAGGACGAGGACAUGUUCACCGAGACCAUGGAGGCCUUCAGGAUCAUGAGCAUCCCGGAGGAGGAGUCCGUGGGUCUGCUGAAGGUUGUGUCGGCCGUGCUGCAGCUGGGGAACAUGACCUUCAAGAAGGAGCGCCACACCGACCAGGCGUCCAUGCCUGACGACACGGCCGCCCAGAAGGUCUGCCACCUGCUGGGCAUCAACGUGACGGACUUCAGCCGAGCCAUCCUGUCUCCCAGGAUCAAGGUCGGCCGCGACUACGUGCAGAAGGCCCAGACCCAGGAGCAGGCGGAGUUCGCGGUGGAGGCGCUGGCCAAGGCGUCCUACGAGAGGAUGUUCCGUUGGCUGGUCAUGAGGAUCAACAAGGCGCUGGACAAGACCAAGCGGCAGGGCGCCUCCUUCAUCGGCAUCCUGGACAUCGCUGGCUUCGAGAUCUUUGAGCUGAACUCGUUUGAGCAGCUGUGCAUCAACUACACCAACGAGAAGCUGCAGCAGCUCUUCAACCACACCAUGUUCAUCCUGGAGCAGGAGGAGUACCAGCGGGAGGGCAUCGAGUGGAGCUUCAUCGACUUCGGCCUGGACCUGCAGCCCUGCAUCGACCUGAUCGAGAGGCCGGCCGGGCCACCGGGCAUCCUGGCCCUGCUGGACGAGGAGUGCUGGUUCCCCAAGGCCACGGACAAGUCCUUCGUGGAGAAGGUGGCCCAGGAGCAAGGCAGCCACCCCAAGUUCCAGAGGCCCAAGAAGCUGAAGGACGACGCCGACUUCAGCAUCAUGCACUACGCCGGGAAGGUGGACUACAAGGCGGACGAGUGGCUGAUGAAGAACAUGGACCCGCUGAACGAGUGCGUGGCCACGCUGCUGAACCAGUCCACGGACAAGUUCACCGGCGACCUGUGGCGGGACGUGGACCGCAUCGUGGGCCUGGACAAGGUGGCAGGGAUGUCGGACUCGGUCCACGGCGCCUUCAAGACCCGGAAGGGCAUGUUCCGCACGGUGGGCCAGCUGUACAAGGAGCAGCUGGGGAACCUGAUGGCCACCCUGAGGAACACCAACCCCAACUUCGUCCGCUGCAUCAUCCCCAACCACGAGAAGAAGGCCGGUAAGCUGGAGCCUCACCUGGUCCUGGACCAGCUCAGGUGUAACGGGGUCCUGGAGGGGAUCCGCAUCUGCAGGCAGGGCUUCCCCAACCGCAUCGUCUUCCAGGAGUUCAGGCAGAGGUACGAGAUCCUGACGCCCAGCGCCAUCCCCAAGGGCUUCAUGGACGGGAAGCAGGCCUGCGUGCUCAUGAUCAAAGCCCUGGAACUGGACUCCAACCUGUACCGGAUCGGCCAGAGCAAGGUGUUCUUUCGGGCCGGCGUCCUGGCCCACCUGGAGGAAGAGCGGGACAUGAAGAUCACCGACGUCAUCAUCAGCUUCCAGGCCUGGUGCCGCGGAUACGUGGCCCGCAAAGCCUUCACCAAGAGGCAGCAGCAGCUGACGGCCAUGAAGGUGAUCCAGAGGAACUGCGCCGCCUACCUGAAGCUGAGGAACUGGCAGUGGUGGCGGCUCUUCACCAAGGUGAAGCCGCUGCUGCAGGUGACCCGGCAGGAGGAGGAGAUGCUGGCCAAGGAGGACGAGCUGGUGAAGGUGAAGGAGAGGCAGGUGCAGGCCGAGGAGCAGCUCAAGGAGUUCGAGUCCAAGAGCCAGCAGCUCAACGCGGAGAAGCUGGCCCUGCAGGAGCAGCUGCAGGCGGAGACGGAGCUGUGCGCCGAGGCCGAGGAGAUGCGGGCCCGUCUGGCCACCAGGAAGCAGGAGCUGGAGGAGAUGCUGCAGGACUCGGAGUCCCGGCUGGAGGAGGAGGAGGAGCGCGUGGCCCAGCUGCACAACGAGAGGAAGAAGAUGCAGCAGAACAUCACGGAGCUGGAGCAGCAGCUGGACGAGGAGGAAGGGGCCCGGCAGAAGCUGCAGAUGGAGAAAGUCACCACCGACGCCAAGAUGAAGAAGAUGGAGGAGGACGUGAUGGUGCUGGACGACCAGAACGUGAAGCUCAACAAGGAGAAGAAGCUGCUGGAGGAGAGGAUGUCGGAGUUCACCACCAACCUGGCCGAGGAGGAGGAGAAGUCCAAGAGUUUGCAGAAGCUGAAGAACAAACACGAGGCCAUGAUCACGGAUCUGGAAGAUCGCCUGAGACGAGAGGAGAAGUCUCGCCAGGAGCUGGACAAGAACCGGCGUAAGCUGGAGGGAGACUCCACGGAUCUCCACGACCAGAUCGCUGACCUGCAGGCCCAGAUCGCCGAGCUGAGAGCUCAGCUGGCCAAGAAGGAGGAGGAGCUCCUGGCUGCGCUGGCCAGGAUCGAGGAGGAGGCCGCGGCGAAGAACACGGCCCAGAAGAAGAUCCGGGAGCUGGAGGCUCAGAUCUCUGAGCUGCAGGAGGACCUGGAGCUGGAGCGCCAGGCCCGGUCCAAGGCGGAGAAGCAGCGCCGGGACCUGGGCGAGGAGCUGGAGGCGCUGAAGACGGAGCUGGAGGACACGCUGGACACGACCGCCGCGCAGCAGGAGCUCAGGUCCAAGCGGGAGACGGAGGUGGCCCAGCUGAAGAGGUCUCUGGAGGACGAGGCCAAGACCCACGAGCAGCAGACGGCCGACAUGCGGCAGAAGCACAACCAGGCGUUCGAGGAGCUGAACGAGCAGCUGGAGCAGGCCAAGCGGAACAAGGUGUCGGUGGAGAAGGCCAAGCAGGCGCUGGACAGCGAGCUGAACGAGCUGCAGAUCGAGAUGCAGACGCUGACUCAGGGGAAGGGAGACUCGGAGCACCGCCGCAAGAAGGCGGAGGCGCAGGUGCAGGAGCUGCAGGUGAAGUCGGCCGAGAGCGAGCGGCAGAGGAAGGAGCUCAGCGACCGGAUGACCAAGAUGCAGGCCGAGCUGGACAACGUCAACUCCCUCCUGAGCGAGACGGAGAGCAAAGGCAUCAAAACCUGCAAAGACCUCAGUUCUGUGGAGUCGCAGCUGCAGGACGCUCAGGAGCUGCUCCAGGAGGAGACCCGGCAGAAGCUUUCCCUCUCCACCCGCCUCCGGCAGCUGGAGGAGGAGCAGAACAACCUGCGGGAGAAUCUGGAGGAGGAGGAGGAGAGCAAGAGGACGGUGGAGAAGCAGAUGGUGGCGCUGCAGGCCCAGCUGGCAGAGAUGAAGAAGAAGGUGGAGCUGGAGGCGUCGUCGCUGGAGGGGGCGGAGGAGGGCAGGAAGAAGGUGCAGCGGGAGCUGGACGGCAUCACGCAGCAGCUGGAGGAGAAGUCGGCCGCCUACGACAAGCUGGACAAGACCAAGACCCGUCUGCAGCAGGAGCUGGACGACCUGCUGGUGGACCAGGACCAGCUCCGGCAGAUCGUGUCCAACCUGGAGAGGAAGCAGAAGAAGUUUGAUCAGAUGCUGUCGGAGGAGAAGACCAUCUCCACCCAGUACGCCGAGGAGCGCGACAGGGCGGAGGCCGAGGCCCGGGAGAAGGAGACGCGGGCGCUGACUCUGGCCCGCGAGCUGGAGACCAUGACGGGCCUGAAGGACGAGCUGGACCGCUCCAACAAGCUGCUGAAGGCCGAGAUGGAGGACCUGGUGUCCUCCAAGGACGACGUCGGCAAGAACGUCCACGAGCUGGAGCGGUCCAAGCGCCUGACUGAGCAGCAGCUGGAGGAGAUGAAGACGCAGCUGGAGGAGCUGGAGGACGAGCUGCAGCUCACCGAAGACGCCAAGCUGCGUCUGGAGGUCAACAUGCAGGCCAUGAAGGCCCAGUUCGACCGGGACCUGGCGGCCCGGGACGAGCAGGGCGAGGAGCGCCGUAAGCAGCUGGUCAAGCAGGUGCGGGAGAUGGAGCUGGAGCUGGAGGACGAGCGCCGGCAGCGAUCCCAGGCUCUGUCCUCCAGGAAGAAGCUGGAGCUGGACCUGGUGGACCUGGAGGCCCAAAUCGACCUGGCCAACAAGGGCCGCGACGAGGCCAUCAAGCAGCUGAAGAAGAUCCAGGCCCACAUGAAGGAGCUGAUGAGGGAGCUGGACGAGCUCCGAGCGUCCAGGGACGAAGCCGUCAACGACGCCAAGGAGGCGGAGAAGAAGCUGAAGACCCUGGAGGCCGACGCCCUGCAGUUCCAGGAGGAUCUGGCCACGGCGGAGCGGCUUAAGCGGCAGGUUCAGAGCGAGAGGGACGAGCUGCAGGAGGAGAUCACCAGCUGCAACAGCAAGAACUCCCUGCUGGCGGAUGAGAAGCGGCGGCUGGAGGCCCGGAUCGCCCAGCUGGAGGAAGAGCUGGAGGAGGAGCAGCUGAACACGGAGAUGGUGAACGACCGGCUGAAGAGAACCACGCUGCAGACGGACCAGCUGACCACGGAGCUGUCGGCGGAGCGCAGCACCUCCCAGCGGCUGGAGGGAACCCGGUCCCAGCUGGACCGGCAGAACAAGGAGCUGAAGCUGAAGCUGCAGGACCUGGAGGGAGCAAUCAAGUCCAAGUACAAGUCGUCCAUCGCCACCCUGGAGGCCAAGAUCAUGCAGCUGGAGGAGCAGCUGGACCUGGAGUCCAAGGAGCGCCAGCAGGCGUCCCGGCAGAACCGCCGCACCGAGAAGAAGCUGAAGGAGGCGCUGCUGCAGAUCGAGGACGAGCGGCGCAACACAGACCAGUACAAGGACCAGGCCGACAAGACCAACAGCCGGAUGCGUCAGCUGAAGCGUCAGCUGGAGGAGACGGAGGAGGAGCUGACCAGAGCAAACGUCUACCGCAGGAAACUGCAGAGAGACCUGGACGACGCCACGGAGUCGGCCGACGUCAUGAACCGAGAAGUCAGCACGCUGAAGAGCAAGCUCAGACGCGGAGACCUGCCCUUCAACAUCCGGCGCUCCACCAACCGCAGCGGCGUGGAGAGCGACGAGGACGUGGACGCGCCGCCCGAGACGCCCGAAGGCGCCGCCGAGUGACGAGCCCGGAGCCAAACGCCUCGACGACGUCCGUCGUCAAGGCAACGCUCCUCCUCCUCUCUCCCACGUAUUUCAGUCGUCUUUGGCCAAACAAUCUUGCAUCAUCUCAGAGAACAAAAGCAGUAUUUUACUACCAAAGUCUCGACUAUUUUUCUACUCUAGAUAUUCUGUAUUUUAUCGUCAGAUAUUCUGCUUCUAGCGAGCCGUCCAGGUUCAGGUCGAUGUGCCGGACUUCCAGGGGCGGAGGAAACAUCGUCUUGAUCCUUUUUUUUUUUUUUUUUUUCUUUCGCUUUGCUUUUUUUGCACACAGAUGAAUUUUUGAGAGUUUUGCUGCAGUUUGUCGGACUGCAUCUUUACCGUUUCUCCCUCGGUGUGUCAUCACCUCGAUCCUGAUCAUAUAAGGUCAAAGUGCACAUGGAGGAGUGUUUUACUCACUGUGGCCAUACUGAAACUGUUACAACGGGUGCUGUAUUCCCUUUAGGGCUUCUACCUUCUACUAAGGGUGAUGGGUUGUCUUCUAGUAGCUCACUGCACCAUGAUGCAUUGUUUUCUCCCCCCUUAGCGGGUUUCUGAACGCACAUUAGUCUUUAAAUGCAGGAUAUUUUAGUAUUGUGUCAUAACCACUGUAUAACCAAAUUACAUGUUACUGAUGCCAAGAUUGUAAGGCUGUUCUAUAUUUCAUAAAAUGCCUUAAUGCAAUAAAGUGAUGAAUUAUUAAAUAUCAAA